AUGUCUAACUUUAGGGGCCCGGAUUUUGCUGUGAAUAGGCAAAGUGGUAGACGUUAUCGACCGCAUGUUCAGAUCGGUCCAGCAGCAGAGAGACGAGCAGACCGUCCCGGUUAUCAGGAUUUCGGAUUUAUCUGCUUGCUACAGAUAUCGCCGGGAACCACAGGAAAUCUUGGUGAGUCGAAUGCCACUCCGUUAUCUAUAUCUAUCGCCAGCGCGUCCUCCACCUACACCAAACGACUUAAGUUGACCAGUAGAAAGAACGUGGUAAAGGGGUCCAAAAUAAAUAAUGGAUACGAGGUGGUAAGAAAAAGAUAG
This is a messenger RNA of Protopolystoma xenopodis, 315 nucleotides long. The record is from the annotation of a GenBank genome assembly. NCBI's taxonomy places the organism in Eukaryota, Metazoa, Platyhelminthes, Monogenea, Polystomatidea, Polystomatidae.